AUGGCGUCGUCCUCUCAUGGGGGCGCAUCACUCCCCUCCGGCCCUGACGCUACAAAUCGCCGAGUAACAUAUUUCUACGACCCCGACAUUGGUACCUACUACUACGGCAAGGGACACCCUAUGAAACCCCAACGAAUCCGUAUGGCCCACAGCUUAAUCGUCAACUACGGUCUCGACCGUCGGAUGGAGAUCCUCCACCCAUUCCCCGCCGGGCCUAACGUCCUCAAACGGUACCACUCCGACGACUACGUGGACUUCCUGUCAACCAUCACACCCUAUGCUCCCCGUGACAACAAAUUCACUUACACCCUCAGGACAUUCAAUGUGGGUUAUAAAAACGAUUGUCCGAUCUUUCAUGGGCUUUUUGAUUUCUGUAAAUCCUCCGUUGGUGGGUCGAUUGGGGCUGCUGUGAAGCUUAAUAUGAAGGAAGCUGAUAUUGCGGUGAAUUGGGCUGGUGGAUUGCACCAUGCCAAGCGAAGUUGGGCAUCUGGGUUUUGUUAUACUAAUGAUAUUGUAUUGGGUAUUCUUGAGCUCCUCAAAGUUCAUACGCGUGUUUUGUAUGUAGACAUAGACGUCCAUCAUGGAGAUGGUGUUGAGGAGGCAUUUUACAUCACUGACAGAGUCAUGACUGUGUCUUUUCAUAAAUUUGGAAACUUCUUCCCUGGAACUGGACACGUUGAAGACAUCGGGGCAGGUCAGGGAAAGUACUAUUCACUAAAUGUCCCGUUGCAGGAUGGAAUAGAUGAUGAGAGCUUUCGUGGUCUAUUUCGCCCAAUCAUCCAAAAAGUUAUGGAGAUGUAUCAGCCUGAUGCGGUUGUUCUCCAAUGUGGGGCAGAUUCAUUGGCUGGUGACAGAUUAGGCCGCUUCAACUUGACUGUAAAAGGCCAUGCAGAUUGCCUUCAUUUCCUUAGGUCUUUUAAUGUCCCUCUAAUGAUUUUGGGUGGGGGAGGUUACACGCUUCGGAAUGUUCCCCGCUGUUGGUGUUAUGAGACAGCGGUUGCAGUUGGGGUGGAACUGGAUAGCAAGUUGCCUGAAAAUGACUACUUCUAUGAUUACUAUGGCCCAUUUUUCACUCUUGAAAUUGAACAAAUGCUCUUUGAAAACAAGAACUCAUCCAGCGAUUUGGAGAAACUCAGGAACGGGCUGCUCGAGCAAAUUUCCAGAUUAGCACAUGCCCCUAGUGUACAAUUUCAAACAGUGCCACCUGUUAUGCCAGUUCCAAAAAAGGAAGAGGAAGAUUGGGAUAUAAAACCAAAAAUCCCAAUAUGUAGUGGUGCGCCUUACGAGUCUGAUGAUGAGAAGCCUCAACAUAGAACCUUGAACACUGAUGGACAGUCUAGUUCAAAUGUUAAUACGAGGUUUAUUCCAGGUAAAGUCAAGGAAGAGAAAACGACAGAUCCCUAG
Molecule: messenger RNA, 1404 nt
Organism: Ilex paraguariensis (yerba mate)
Lineage: Eukaryota; Viridiplantae; Streptophyta; Magnoliopsida; Aquifoliales; Aquifoliaceae
Source: the annotation of a GenBank genome assembly